UUUAAAAAUUAGACCGCGGUCAGCUUGUUCAAAAACGAAUGGAGAGGACUGUAGCUAGCUACAUCAAUGUGUCGAUGAAUAAAAACACACAAACGUGAGUUAUUACAAGUGAUGGAUACGUGUUUGGACAAGAAACCAGAGAGAGUGGGGCCUAUAGUUGUUGAGGAUUUGAGAAAGGACUUGUUUGCUGAUUUUUCUGCAAUUGCAUCUGCUCUGCCACAGGAUUGUGUAUUAUUUGAGAAAGAGCAUCUGCGGGUCUACCUCAGGAUACGUCCCUUUACCACAGUAGAGAAUGAAAGUGGUGAAUCUCAGGAAUGUGUGUCCAUGGAGCCACCAGACACUGUUUUACUCAGGGCUCCUAGGAGCUCUUUAUCAACCAGACGACAAACUAGUCACGCAGAUGGUGACAAACCAGUCACUCAGAACACCCAAAGAUUUCAGUUUUCUCAGGUAUAUGGCCCUGACACUACACAGAGGCAAAUGUUUGAUGGCACAGUGAAACGUCUGGUCAGAGAUGUUCUAGAAGGAGGAAAUUCUAUUGUCUUCACAUAUGGAGUCACCAAUGCCGGGAAGACAUUCACAUUCCUUGGCCCUGAGAGUGAUGGUGGAAUUCUUCCAAGGUCUUUGAACGUGAUCUUCAACAGCAUCGAGGGCCGGGUCUAUGCACAGAACAACAUCAAACCACAUCGAUGCAGAGACUUCACUAGGCUCACAAAGGACCAGCAGGAUGAAGAGUCUACUAAUAAGCGAAACCUCAUGAGACUGUCAAAGGAGAGUGAUUUUCUGAAAAGCACGAUGAGCUCCACUUGCAGGUCAACAAUACUGGAGGGUUCCUCCUUGAGCGACAUCAGUGAUCAGGGGGAAGGAGACAGUUUCUGUCUGGAUGUGGACUCUCACACUAAAUACUCUGUGUGGGUUUCCUUUUGUGAAAUCUACAAUGAGAAUAUCUACGACCUACUGGAGCCCAUUCCUAAUGGCUCACAUAGGAGAACCGUCCUUCGGCUGUCCCAAGACAUCAAGGGAAACACCUUUGUGAAAGAUUUAAAGUGGGUUCAAGUAAAUAAUUCAGAGGAGGCUUACAAAGUCCUGAAGAUAGGAAAGAAGAACCAGAGUUUCUCCUGCACAAAGCUCAACAAUGUCUCAAGCAGAAGCCACAGCAUAUUUUCCAUUCGUAUCUUGCGGAUUGAAGAUGUUGGUAUACCCAGAGUCCACACAAUUAGCGAGUUGUCGUUGUGUGAUCUGGCUGGAUCUGAGAGAUGUGCAAAGACUCAGAAUAAAGGAGUGCAGCUAAAAGAGGCUGGCAAUAUCAACACCUCAUUGCUCACUCUGGGCAAAUGCAUCAAUGCUCUGAGACUCAACCAACAGGCAAAGUUCCAACAACAUGUCCCCUUCAGAGAGAGCAAGCUCACACACUACCUCCAGGGCUUUUUCUGUGGUAGAGGGAAAGCCUGCAUGAUUGUCAACAUCAACCAGUGUGCCUCCAUGUACGACGAGACGCUCAAUGUCCUCAAAUUCUCUGCCAUCGCCCAAAAGGUGGUGGUCCUCAACAUCAAACCAGUCCCUGCCAUUGCUCCAAAGAGAUCUGCCAGGGAUGUGUCCCUCAUCAUCAACAAUGCUGGCUGCAAGAACCUGUGGAGUAGGAGGGAGAGCUCCAUGGUGGCUUGGGAAACAACUCUAGAAGAUGUGCAGGAAGAUGGGGAUGAAGAAGAGGAGGAGGAUGAUGAUUAUGAAGAAGAGGAAAGUUGCGAUGAGAGCAUGGCAGAGGAGACCAUUCUGGAGGCGGGAGAAGAGGACAAGACGGUGCUUGAGGACUUCAAUGGCCAGUUUGCUCUGGUGGAGGAACUGAGGGAGAAACUUCUGAAGGAGGAAGCUGAGAAAUUGGCUUUGGAGUCUCAUAUCCGUGAAGAGGUCACCAUCGAGUUCAUGGAGCUAUUCUCCAAAAUGGAAAGUGAUUACAAUGAGCGUCUUUCCAAAGAGAGGGAGAUCAUCGAGGACAGAGCGGACAAGAGGUUGGAGAUCCUGAAGAAUUUAGUCAGCAAAAGUGUCAGCAAGUGUGCAAGUGUAACUGGUGAUGAGGAAAUGACAAAGGAGGAUAAGGUAGAGCUCUUGGAGGGGAUCAUUGACGCAAUGCGAGACGACCUGGCUAGAAUCAGGAGGGAUGCGGGGGAUGCGGAGGCUGCACAGACCUGUUUGGUGGACCUGCCUGAGUCUCCUGGCACUGUAGACAGCCUGAGGAAGCAAGUGGAUGACUUAUCAGAGGAGCUCCUCAAGACCCAGCAGCAACUCCACCUCAAAACAAAUGAAAUGGACGAAAUGAGCAUGGAAUUGAAACAAUUGUGCGGGCAGCUAGAGGAUGCGAAGGAGAAUUUGGAAUCUCAGACACGGACGUUUGAGGCCUUAAUGGAAAUCUGCCAUGAGAAAGAUGACAUGAUUACCAAGCUGCAGGAAGCAAUAGACCAGAAUAGUGAGGCUGCAACUAGGGAUGCAGCCUUUGUUGACUCCAUCAAGGAUGAGAUUCUGAGCUUGAAACAGAAUUGUAAGUGUAUGAGUCGGGAAAGUCCCAGUGCUGAGGAGGGCAGGAACCGCCAUGCUGAUGUCCUGGAAAACCUUGAUGAUCAGCCUGCCUUGAAGAAAGGGCGUCUUGAGGAUGAGCGUGUUAUUCUAGCAUGCGAGUUGGAGAAACUCCAGGCGGAAUGUCAUCAAAAAGACAUGACCAUUUCACAGUUAAAAGAAGAACAUGAGGUGAUGGUUCAGAAGUUGGAGACAGUCAAAGGAGAGAUAAAAAUAAUGAACGAAGACUCCGAUGAGCUCAAACGCAAGAAGGUUUCGUUCGAACAGAACUUACAGAAGCUCACCAACGAUUUGGAGGAGCAGACGGAUGACUGUGAAGCUGUGAUGUCUUUGCUGGAGAAAGAGAGGAAAGAGACAGCCAGGCUCUCUAAAGACAACAAAGCACUGGUCAACGGCAUCUUCCAGCUCCAGCAGACAUCACAGAAAGCGGAGUCUUCAGUGAAAACUCUCCAAACAGAACUUAUCGAACAGACUGAGAGGUCCGCCAAUCUUUUAGAGGAGCUAGAGGCAGCCAGAGCACUCUUGAAGGAGCUUGAAGACCAAUCUAACGAAAAAUCCAAAACCAUUGAAUCUUUGACUUUGGAAACUGAACGACUCCAGAAGGAAGUGGAGGAACUGAAGGUCUCUUCUGUGCAGAGGAAUGACUCAAAGUUUCAUGACACCAUAGAUGCCAUGAAAAGGGAGUGUGAGAGUGUGGUGGAACAGUUGCUCCAGAAGAGCCAGUGGAUAGCUGACCUGGAGCAGGAGCUCAACCAGGUCAGAGAGCAGCUCUCUGGACAGGAAGAACUCUGCAGCCAGCUGAGACAUGAGCUAGAGACACUGCGUUCAGAGGCACAAUUCAACCUGCAGGACUACGAAUUAGAGAAGGGGGCUUACAAUGAAAUUACGAAGAGUUACUCUGACCUCGAACAAAUGGCAGGCCACCUGAAGGAGCGAAUCGUGGACCUGGAGGUUCAGGUGCAGUCCUCUGGAGGCAGCUCUGAGAGGGUUGUGGAGUUGGAGAAGCAGCUGGCUGAGAGGGAGGCCCAGUGUGGAGCUCUGCAAGCGAGACUAGAGGUGGCUCAGCAGAAACUGUCCCAGGUGGAAGAAAGUCAUAUAAAUAAGUCCAAGGAGAAGGUGAUUGAAGACAUGCGUCUUGCACUGACAGAGCAGGAGAGAACACAAACAGAACAAGAGCAGAUUCUGGAGGCUAAGAUGAAAGAGAUUGAGGCUUUAAGUCGAGAGCUGAUGAGUUUGAAGGACAGUUGCCUUCCAAAAAACGUGAACAGUGCCAAGUUUUCUCAUGUGAUCAACUGUCCUGGCGAGAACGUGAAGCAGGAACGUCAGCGGACUGAAGAGCAUAUGAAGCUGGUUAAUGAGCAGCAUGAGGUGGAGAACCAGAAGUGCCUUGAAAAGAGGGCAAUUCUGAUGGAGGGAGCCGACGAGCAGGAGGAGAGUCGGUGCCCGGCUCCAGAUUUGAUGAGGGAGUGUCGAAAGGAGCUCUGCCGUAGCACGCUGCAGACUGAAAAGGUACUGGACUCCCCGCAGGUGUCCACAGAUGGCAGGCGAGAGCUUUGCUUCCCCAAGCUGGAGAGCCAGCUCACCCCUCUGCACCCCAACAAGCUGAACGUCCGGAGGCAGGGAGAGAACAAGUCUGUGAACAUCAAAAUCACCCGCUCAGCCAGGAAGAGGAAUAGCAACGAGAUGGAGAAGGGCCCUGUGGAAAGUGAGAACAAAAAGAAUAUCAAGUUGAGGGUGAACAACAGAGUGAACAUGCAGUCGCCGACAGUGCUCUGUGUAAAGACAGACCAGAACAAGCAAUGGACACCAGCAAGUCUGAAAGCCAAAAAGGAUGGAACGGUCCAGAAGAUUGGAGACUUCAUCCAGAGAUCCCCAACUCUGCUUGGGGGCGAAGCUAAGUCAAUUAUGGGGAUUGUAAAUGGAAGAUCUACCAAGCGAGAGAGAGCCACAUCAGUGAAACCGAAAAGGACCAAGAGGAAGCUGUACAAGACCGAGAUCUCCUCUCCUCUGGACAUCCCAUCUCCUCCGAUCAUUGGUCUUGAUCAAGAUGAGAAAGAAAGCGACCAUCUAAUUAUCAGGAGGCAGCUUAGAUCAAGAACAGCAAGGAAAUGACUUCGUCAACAGUGGCCAGGAGUUGAUAUUGCUUACUUGAUUUAAAAACUAUUGUUAGAAAACAAGCCAUGUACAUAUGUGAAUAUUUUCAUAUUUUGUUUCUCAUUCUUUUACAUUAUGUUUUAAACUCUUAUUUUUUAAAUUGAAAAUAGUAUACAGUGGGUACAAAAAAGUAUUUAGUCAGCCACCAAUUGUGCAAGUUCUCCCACUUAAAAAGAUGAGGCCUGUAAUUUUCAUCAUAGGUACACUUCAACUAUGACAGCUAAAAUGAGGGGAAAAAAUCCAGAAAAUCACAUUGUAGGAUUUUUUUAUGAAUUUAUUUGCAAAUUAUGGUGGAAAAUAAGUAUUUGGUCAAUAACUAAAGUUUCUCUCAAUACUAUGUUAUAUACCCUUUGUUGGCAAUGACAGAGGUCAAAUGUUUUCUGUAAGUCUUCACAAGGUUUCAUACACUGUUGCUGGUAUUUUGGCCCAUUCCUCCAUGCAGAUCUCCUCUAGAGCAGUGACGUUUUGGGGCUGUUGCUGGGCAACAUGGACUUUCAACUCCCUCCAACGAUUAUUUAUGGGGUUGAGAUCUGGAGACUGGCUAGGCCACUCCAGGACCUUGAAAUGCUUCCUACGAAGCCACUCCUUCAUUGCCCGGGUCGGUGUGUUUGGGAUCAUUGUCAUGCUGAAAGACCCAGCAACGUUUCAUCUUCAAUGCCCUUGCUGAUGGAAGGAGGUUUUCACUCAAAGUGUCACGAUACAUGGCCCCAUUCAUUCUUUCCUUUACACGGAUCAGUCGUCCUGGUCCCUUAGCAUAAAAACAGCCCCAAAGCAUGAUGUUUCCACCCCCAUGCUUCACAGUAGGUAUGGUGUUCUUUGGAUGCAACUCAGCAUUCUUUGUCCUCUAAACACGACAAGUUGAGUUUUUAUCAAGAAAUUCUAUUUUGGUUUCAUCUGACCAUAUGACAUUCUCCCAAUCUUCUUCUGGAUCAUCCAAAUGCUCUCUAGCAAACUUCAGACGGGCGUGGACAUGUACUGGCUUAAGCAGGGGGACACGUCUGGUACUGCAGGAUUUGAGUCCCUGGCGGCGUAGUGUGUUACUGAUGGUAGGCUUUGUCCCAGCUCUCUGCAGGUCAUUCACUAGGUCCCCCCGUGUGGUUCUUGGAUUUUUGCUCACCGUUCUUAUGAUCAUUUUGACCCCACGGGGUGAGAUCUUGCGUGGAGCCCCAGAUCGAGGGAGAUUAUCAGUGGUCUUGUAUGUCUUCCAUUUCCUAAUAAUUGCUCCCACAGUUGAUUUCCUCAAACCAAGCUGCUUACCCAUUGCAGAUUCAGUCUUCCCAGCCUGGUGCAGGUCUACAAUUUUUUUUCUGGUGUCCUUUGACAGCUCUUUGGUCUUGACCAUAGUGGAGUUUGGAGUGUGAUUGUUUGAGGUUGUGGACAGGUGUCUUUUAUACUGAUAACAAGUUCAAACGGGUGCCAUUAAUACAGGUAACGAGUGGAGGACAGGGAAAGAAGUUGUUACAGGUCUGUGAGAGCCAGAAAUGUUGCUUGUUUGUAGGUGACCAAAUACUUAUUUUCCUUCAUAAAUUCUACAAUGUGAUUUUCUGGAUUUUUCUUCCCCCCUCAUUUUGUCUGUCAUAGUUGAAGUGUACCUAAUGAUGAUAAAUUACAGGCCUCAUCUUUUUAAGUGGGAGAACUUGCACAAUUGGUGGCUGACUAAAUACUUUUUGCCCCACUGUACACACUAUAGGAAACAUGGCAAGUACCAAACUGUUUUGUAAAUGUACAUUGGAGACCCAGCCUGUGAUUGGAGCGCAGUAGACAAGGGACACAUUGGAGGAUGGAGUAUUGUUUUGUCCUGCUCUAAUGGGGCCAGAAGUGUAGAAUGUCGUGGUCAUUUAUUUUAGUGGCAGCCGUCAGGGGUGGUUGUCAUCUGAAGAGAGUAAAUAAUACAGCUCAUCUCUCACACCUUCUCUGUGGUGGGUCCCUGAGAGGUCCCACUCUCAAAGCCAGUCAGGUUCUAUCUCCAGUGGGCAAUUUAAUGGGACAGUUGCCAGUGUUUGUCUACGUCAUUGCUUGUUGUUAUUGAAAACAUGUCUCUGAUAAUUUUCUCUGCAUUGCCUGGCUGUUUUUUGUAAAUAAUAGACAAUGCAUUAGAAUUCAUAAUAGCCUACAGGAAUUGAAGUCUGGUUAAAGCCACUUCAAUAGAAAAUGGGGGGCAAGAUUAAGCAGAUAGACUUUCUGGUUCCUAAGCAACUUUGCAAUAUAUAUAUUUUUUGUAUAUUACUGCACUGUUGGUGCUAGGAACACAAGUGUUUCCCUACACCCGCAAUAACAGCUGCUAAAUAUGUGUAAGCGACCAAUAAGAUUUGGACCAUCUGUUUAGCAGGGUAUCAAGAGACCAUUGAUUUAUCUUGUUUACUCCCAUCAGCACUUUUUUUUUUUUACAGUUAGAUAGCAAUCUGUGUCUCAGGAUUCUGUGGGGAGAGACCAAGUAGAACAUCCUGUUGAGGGUAAACGUGCAGGUGAGAAGAGGGUAUGGAAUCUACUCAACUAUAUCACUAUGCUACAAAUUGAUGCAUCUAAUCUCUGAACUUUGCUUGUUAAAUUUCUACUGUAUCUUGUCCCAUGUCAACAGCCCUCUACAGUUGUCAAUGAAUAAGGAGACCACAAAGAAGAAACCCCACCAAGUCUGUCUUAAGGUUCACAUCCUUUUUGCCUGUCUUCCUUUAGUGUUCCCCAACUGCUCAGCAGUAAACGUUAGCAAAACAGUUGGAUAACAAUCAAACCAAAGUUUCUUUGUCAUGUGUGCCGAAUACGACUGGUGUCGACCUUACAGUGAAAUGCAAAUAGUCUGGGUAGCCGUUUGAUUACCUGUUCAGGAGUCUUAUGGCUUGGGAGUAAAAGCUGUUGAGAAGCCUUUUGGACCUAGACUUGGCGCUCCGGUACUGUUUGCCAUGCGGUAGCAGAGGGAACAGUCUGGCUGGGGUCUCAGAUUUUUUUCUUUUAGGCCAUUCCUCUGACACCGCAUGGCGCAGAGCAGAGCGACGACCACAGCAGCAUAGUAAAGACAUAACAUGACGGGUGGGAGCAUCUUAUUCUUACAUAAUUAGAGCGGGGUUGUUUUUCAUAACACUUUUGCAUUUAACAUUGUGGUGGGCCAAGGCAGGAAGAGCUGCGCUAUUAGCGCCCUGCACAUUUUUGUUUGUACAGGUUGCUUAUCUGUACAUUAUUGGUCUUGUGGGGCCAUCCUUCCAAUAGGUGAGACACCGGGUCUCCUGAAACUACUACAUUAUAAUGCCAUAUAUAUAUGCCAGUCCAAUUUGUUAUGCCUAGGGCUGUGGCGAUCACAAAAAUUUGUCAGCUGGUGAUUGUGAAGCAAAUUACUGUCGGUCUCAUGUUUAUUUGCCCGUUAAUUAACAUAAACACAUUUAGCAUCUCCUGGCUUCCACAAACAGCCUACAAGCCACAGAUGGAGACCUUUGGAACAUUACAUUUGAAAAUGUCUAAUAAAUCCACCUUCCAUUGUUUAUUUUAGACAGGUCUAAAGAAACAUGAUAAGACAAUGUAGUCUAGUUCAGAAGAACAGACCAGCAUACUCUUUGAGUUGUCCUGAUAUGGCUGUGGGCUACACUAGUUCAUUUAGCAGACAAGAUUUGGUUAGAAUUCCAUGGCAAUAUUUAAUAUUUUCUAGUAUGAUGAAUAGUAUUGAACAAAGGAAUCAAAUAGAAAGGAUAUUUUUGCAAAAUUAGUUGGGACUGCGCACAUGCGGCUGUUCUGUGUUGAGCAGUUAACAAAGAAAUAGAUACUGCUAUAUGCUUCAUUUAGAGUAAUUAAUGUAGGUUUAGCUGGGCUAUAUGUUCUGAUUUUUAAUACGUUGUAACACUGCAUGGUGCGAAUAAUGAUGAUUUGAAAAAAGUCUCUUGAAAGGCAUGAGCGCUGCUUUGUUUUUUUUACACACUUCAUCAGUUUCUCAUUCACAAUUUGACAAACUAGACAAUGCCUCGCAUUUCCCUUCGGCAUUCCCUUUGUGUGGCCUUAAUGCACCCUAAAAAAAAUCCAUGCGUUGUUCUCUUCUCCCUGAGUGCCGCGUACUCCGAAGCACCUCUCACUCACAUGGCCCUCCAUCACAUAAGGUCUUUCUCACAAGCUUCAAGUGAAGACGGACACUUUGGGGACGCAACUGCGUGUGUCCUUAUCCAAUUCCGAGGUGCAUAUUGGAGGGACUGUUGUCAUUUUACUUUUCGUCAGCCAACAAGAUGAGUAGGCCUAACGAACUGCAAAAGCACAACCC
Molecule: messenger RNA, 8959 nt
Organism: Oncorhynchus keta (chum salmon)
Lineage: Eukaryota; Metazoa; Chordata; Actinopteri; Salmoniformes; Salmonidae
Product: kinesin-like protein KIF20B
Exons: 26
Coding region: 112-4683 (1523 amino acids)
Biological process (GO): microtubule-based movement; mitotic spindle assembly
Cellular component (GO): spindle microtubule; nucleus
Molecular function (GO): ATP binding; microtubule binding; plus-end-directed microtubule motor activity
Source: RefSeq, a predicted model, not a curated record